Triticum turgidum subsp. durum (durum wheat) is the source of this 465-nucleotide messenger RNA. NCBI's taxonomy places the organism in Eukaryota, Viridiplantae, Streptophyta, Magnoliopsida, Poales, Poaceae. The record is from the annotation of a GenBank genome assembly.
AUGGGUAGGGGCGUUCUGGAGGUGCAUCUCGUCGACGCCAAGGGCCUCUUCGGCAGCGAUUUCCUAGGGAAGAUCGACCCGUAUGUGAUCGCGCAGUACCGGAGCCAGGAGCGAAAGAGCAGCACCUCCCGAGAUGAGGGGAGGAACCCGAGCUGGAACGAGGUGUUCCGGUUCCAGAUCAACUCCUCGGCCGCCAACGGGCAGCACAAGCUCUUCCUCCGGAUCAUGGACCACGACAACUUCUCCAGCGACGACUUCCUCGGCCAAGCAACGAUCAACGUGACCGAUCUGAUCAGCACCGGCAUGGAGAGCGGCGCGUCGCAGCUGAACGCGGCGAAGUACAGCGUUGUGUCGGCUGAUAACUCAUACCACGGCGAGAUCAGAGUAGGCCUCACGUUCACCGCCACCAAGGUUGAAGAAGACGGGGGGCAGGUCGGAGGCUGGACGCACAGCUCUCGCGAGUAG